Messenger RNA from Siniperca chuatsi (mandarin fish), 6151 nucleotides. It is a transcript of the gene gvin1l2, whose product is annotated as interferon-induced very large GTPase 1. Bases 272 to 5419 code for a protein of 1715 amino acids. Gene Ontology annotation, molecular function: GTP binding. Lineage: Eukaryota; Metazoa; Chordata; Actinopteri; Centrarchiformes; Sinipercidae. The record is from RefSeq and is a predicted model, not a curated record. The transcript has 4 exons.
UCUGUGUGCGUGUGACUGAUGUUCAUUUUGUUCUUAUGGGAUUAGAUAGAAGAGCAGGAAUGUGUCUUAUCACUGAACAGACAGGUAUAAGAGCUCUCCUGACAGAGCGACACAAUAACCUGGCGACAGAUAAAAUGUGAAGGAUUCUCGUUUACCAAGCAAUUAUAUGAAGAGAAAAAGGUUUCCAGUCAACAAUCCACAUUGUUAGAGGCUGACCAGAGAAGAAAAACUAAUUUAAAACGGAGAGAAGAGACACUCAUCUGGAUUUAUCAUGUCCAUCAAGCUUCCUAAGAGGCUGAGCAGCAAAAAGAAAAAACCUCCAAAGGACAAUGCCCAGGUAGCGUUUUUAAAUAACCUGGGCCUGGAGGCCUUCUGGACUACUCCACUGGACCCAGCGUCUAUGUUAGACAUCAGUACUUGGACUCUGGAGAACCAAGCUCCUCUAGAGCCCAAGGAUCUACCAAAUGCUUUCCUCCAGCGCCUUUGGCUGCUUAGGCCAGAUGCCCGGAGUCCUUCCUGCAAAUCUCCACAUGAUGUUGUGGACAAUGCCAACAAGUCACCUGAGGAGAUGAUCAAUGGUUUUGGAGAAGAAAGCCAGUGUGCCAUUAACCCCCUUGAUCUAGUUACAGCUGUCUUUAUGUCUGCCAACACCUUCCUUCAGCAGGAGAUGACAGUGCGCAUGGUGCAAUGCCAGUUUGCUGUACCCCUAGUCCUUCCAAACAUAAAUCCAGAAGAACCCAGUCGCUUCCUUCUUUGGCCUUUGAGAGGCGUUGUGAGCCAAUGGAGGUCUCACUUUUCAGAUAAUAACAGGAAGGUCUACGAGGGGGAUUUGGCAAGUACAUACAUGCCAAUGGUUUCUUGUGUGAAGCUUGGUCACUGUGGUGUCUCCAAGUCAAUGGUGCUAAACAAUGUUAUAAGUGGACUCAGAUCUCCCAGGGAAACAUUUCUCCACAGAGAGAUGGAUGGAGGACAGCUGCCCCGAAGACUCUCCAAUGGCCUAGUAGAGAUUGGAUGGUAUCUACCCACUGGAGACACUUCCAAAGAUAUUUUCCCUGUCCCUGUGGUCAUCUCUAACCUACGUGGUGAUGCCAGUACACAUGACAAAAACCUCAGCCUUCUAUGUCAAACGUCUUCAAUUGUGGUUGUUUUCUGUGGGAAUCUUAGGGAGAAAGAAAAACAACUUCUUGCUUCCUGCAAAGAUAUGGCAAGUAAUCUCAUACUGAUUGACCUAUCAGACACUGAGAAAAAUGAGAACAGAGUUGUGGGGUUUGUUGAUCAGAACCUUGAAGAAGACAUGGGGCUUCCCGGAGGAUCAGUGCUACAAGGGAGAACUUUGAGUGAAAAGGAACUGGCUAACAGGCUGUGUGACACCCUGAAAGAUCUUUUUCCAGAUAAACUGAAACUUGUUACACUUGAGGGAGUAGCAAAAUUAGCAGAGGAACUAGGCUUUAAUGUGGAUGAGGGGGCAGUCUGUAAAAAGGCGAUGGCCACAGUGGAGGAAGUAUUGAAAGGUUUAGACGAAGGAUCUGCUCAAUUUAGGGAGAAACAGCUUCCUUUGCAAGGGCCUUUGUGGAGCAAACUGGCCAAAAUAGAAAAGGAAGAGAGAAAACAGAGAAAAGAAGGAAAAGAAAUCAACCCCCAACUGCAAAAAGAAAAGAAAGACAUCUUGGUAGAGUUGAGCAGCUACAAAAUGACCCCAGCGAUGAAGAUUUUCACAGAUGCGCUUUGCACAACAGAUAAAGUGGAGAGGACUUGUUUCCUUAGUUGGAUGAAGCUGAAGCUUCAGCUGAUGCAAACUGAAAAACAAAACAGUCCACAAGAUCUAUUCACAAACCUGCAGACAGAAAAGAAAGAUGGCAUGCCUGAACAUUCUGAUGAGCUUGAAAAUGGAGCCAAUGACGACCUAUGGGAUAGUGAUAGUUUCUGCACAGAUUCAACAUUUGAAGAGGAACAAACUGAAGAGCAGCCUGUAAAUACUGAACUACAAAUUUCUGAGCAACGGUUUGAGAUAGGCCAAGAGUUAGAGCAUGUUUUGCAGAAGUCUACAGAAAAGACCAUAGAACCACAGUCACAACAGAAAGAACAUCUUGUCACUACACAUGAUCUAGUCAUAGAGCAGCAGUUAUCUAUGACGUCAAAUGAAAAAGAGAGUCAAGGUGAAGAAAUUACUGAAAAUGGAACCUUGAGCUGCCAAGGGAAACAGUGGGAUGAACGAGAGCUGACACCAGCUAAGUCAGAUUUGACUUCCUCUGCCAAACAACAAAUGUGCCUAGAUGUUUCCUUUGAACAUCAAGUAGCCUCAUGUUCCCAGCCUUUUGAACGUGAUCUGCCAUUGCUGGGGCUUGAGCACUUUUUGCGUGAGAUGGGCCUAAUUUUUGAGCUAACACACAUCAGCCCUGGCAGUGGGAGCCACAAUGUGUUGCGUCUCCCUAGCUUAGCUACAGACCUUCUUCUCUAUGGGAUUCCACUUGAACUAAUGGAUGGAGAUGCCUCAAACAUCCCCAUCCACUGGCUGGGCUGCGUCUUUGCAGAGCUCAAACGCCGCCUACCGCAAGAACAGUGCAGGACCCGAGUGCUGACCAACCUUGGAGUACAUCAGGCAAGGAAUGCUGAGGUUCUUUCUGCUUUAUUUGGGGUGAAAUUUCCUGAAGGAAGGAAAAGAUCCACUAGAGGGGUGUACAUGGUCGUCCUGUGUCUCCCAGAUAACCUUAGAAAGGACAUGGAGUGUGAUUUUCUGUUAUUAAUUGAUGUAGAAGGUCUCUGCUCAAUGUCUCUAGACAACAAAAGAAAUACGCUGAUCCACGACAAUGAGAUGGCCACUGUUGCAACAGGAUUGAGUGAUGUUUUAAUGCAGAACAUCUCUUCACAUGCGGGUACUGAGUUUGAAACUAACUUCACUGUCAUAGUCAAUGCUCUCCUACGCAUCAAAGAAUGUGGCCCCAUUCCCAUUUGCCAACUCCUGGCCGAAGAUGAAGGAAUAAACAGCGUAUUACAAGCCUCACAGUUGAGGCGUGUGUCUGAGAUGCUUCAGACUGAGACUGGGGACAGAGGAACUAACAAUUCUGAUAACUGUUAUGCAAAGACCACAAGCUGUAUCACCUGUGUCAAAGGACCUUGGUACAAUAUGUCCCUUUCUGAACCAAUUGAUAUGCAGUAUAGUAAGGAUCUGUUAAAGCUUAAGCAAAACCUGUUUGAUGCAGUGAAGAAGUGUGCAGCUAAGUCUGAAGCCACAGGUCUGCCUGAAUUUAUGAGUCGUUUGUGUGCUGUUUGGGAUGCAGUGAGGGCAGAAUCAUUCUCCAUUGGUCUUCAAAAUACUGACAUAGCUUUAGCAUUCUCUUUAAUGUGUACAGAGCUUUCCCAGUGGCAGAAUAGUUUUCUGAAAUGCAUGGAAAGCUGGCUUAUGGGGGCAACAAAGAAAAUCUUUGCCACAAAGGCAAAGGCUUUAGACGCUGCAAUCCAAAAUGACCUUCUGAGUGAGUUGAAAGGUGAAGCCAGAGAGGAAGUCAAAACAGAGGUGGACAAACUCAGGUCAAAAGCAGAGGCCUAUCUGAUGAAAGAUGACCUCAAAAUGAACACAUUCAAGCCAAUCCUAAUGAGCAAUAUGGAUGACCUCCAAGAGCGAGUAACUGAAGAUAUGAUGCAAAGGUUGGAGACAGUAAACGAAAGCCAUUGUUCUUCCACACAGUUGAAAAAAUUUGAGACAUUACUGGAAAAAGAACAGGAAUCCAAGCUACAUGCACUUGUAGAGACCAGCAAGUCAACUAAAGUUCUCCUUCAAGAUACAGAUCUAGAAGAGGAGUUUGAGGGUGUGUGGAGUAAGACGUUGUCCAACUUUGACUUCAGGCCUUCAGAAACAGAUGAUAUUACUGCAAGAGUGACCGAUAUUCUGAAAGAGAAUCUAAUCAUCCGCGGACUCCAGAAACACAUGAAAAAACUUGAAGUCAUCGGCCAAACCCAGACAUCUAGCUUCCAAGUUUAUGAUGAGCACUUUGGAUACCGCAGCAGAUUAAAGCACAUGUUUGAAGACAACAACAGACUACAGAGAUUAGAAGCUCAACAGGCAGCAUGCAAUAUCAUAGAUGAAUACAAUCAGUUUGUAGCAAAUAAAUCUAGCUCACCAGCAGAUUUCUCUGACAGCUACAUUACAGAACUGUUAGAAAAUGUUGAAAAAGCUUUAAAGGAAAAACCAAUGGAAAUCAAAUCAGCUUUUGAAGUUGAUCUGAAGGUUUAUCUCUGUAGCGCUGCAUGCCAAGAUUUCCAAAAACUACAUGACCGCUAUUCCAAGGACAGAGAGCUUUUGACAUGUAUCACUGCGACCAAGAGUACGUACUUAGCUGAGUUUAUCUACCGGUUCAGGAAGAGAGACCAGUGCCAGAGGGUGGCUCUAGCAUUCACCUCCAUGAUUGUCAAACCGACAGUGUUGGACUACAUCUAUAGACCACUGGGGAUGCGUAUUGUUAAAGAGAUCCAAGGUCAAGCCAAGCAGUAUCAGUCCCAACGUGCUUUUCACCAAAGCUUGCUGGAAGAGCUGAUAAAGGAAGACAGCUUUGAAAGCUUACUGGAAUAUUUGCUUCACUAUGACAACUUCAGACUGAGGAAGAUCCAGGAGACAGUGGUGGCUCACCUCUCUGAAUCAAACAACUUGGAAAAAUGGAGGCUACAGAGACUUGGAGAAAUUGUGGGAAAGAUUGCGGCAGCAGUUAGCCAAACGGCAGAAGGUACCAAUGGAGUGCUGAGUGAUACAAAGCCACUGCUGGAGAGAAUGUGCCUCACUUUAGAGAAAGAUGGAGAUGUGGUUGUCACCAGGGCCGCUCUGGAUGGACCUCUCUUUAGUAUCACUACAGAAUGGGAUCGCUUUGUCACAUAUCUAAUGGAGUUCCUGGCUGCAAUGCGAUUGGACCUUGCCCAGGAGUUCUCCCAAAAUGUGGAUAUCACCCAACUUCUUCAGUGCCUUCCAAUUCAGCCCCAGGACUCCCUCUUCAAUAGACUGAGAGGCUGUGACAAGCAUUGUCCUCUCUGCAGAGCCCCCUGUGAGCUGGAGGAUAUGGGGCAUGAGGUUCACAGGGCUCUGCUCCACAGGCCCAAAGGCAUGUUGCCCCAUGACUCAGGCUCUCGGUCCUGUAUCAGUUGGCCUGAAAGCAUGACUGAGGGCAACCCAGGCCAGAGCAAGGACACACACGACAUGUCUGUGGCAUGCAGGCACCUCCAUUCCCUCUACCCAGACUGGAGCGUCUCCCCUGAGGACCCAAACAACCAGAUGCCCAAUGAGUACUGGAGGUAUGUGUUGGCGAGGUUCAAUGAGAGGUUUGCAAAGGAGUACAAGAAGGAGCCAGCAAAGAUUCCUGAGGAGUGGAAGAAGAUCACUGAGGAUGAGGCAUUGUACAGUCUGAAAGAGGCCUUCGUCACAGGACAGUGCUGACUGCCCUGUGCUGUAUGCUGUCUUUAUCAUAAUACAUGGCAUGCAGUCAAGUUCAAGUUCAAUCUGGUUUUGAAGUCUUUCACAAUUAUCAAACAUGUUGAUGAUAAUGGUAAUAAUGGACAGAAAGUUAAUCAAAUGGACCAUUCAUUCAAAACAAUGAUAAUGGUAACUGAUUUGUUUUUGUUAUUUGUUUUUUCUUUUUAUCAUUUACUUAAUAAGAUAGUGUCCUUUCUGUAAAAUAUAUUGUAGGUGUUGCCUCCUUAUUAUGUAACUUUCCUCCACUGUUUCCUGAUCUGACAAGACAAUGUGAAAAAUUGUAAAGAUAUUACCAUGCAUUCAAAACCAACCAAUGACAAAAACCUGUGAAAUUAAAAUAAAAAUUGUUUGCCUUUUAAACAUGUGUCAUUUAAAAGGAAUAUGAAUGUAUUGGGAUUUGGGGAAGAGCAGAAAUAUCAAAUAAUUCAGAAUCAAUACAUCAAAUGUUUUGUCUCAUCUUUUUGUCACUAUUUAUCCAACAGUGAUUUACAGUAUGUAAAUUCCACUUGUUCUGUGUUUUGAAAUGACUAACUACAGGUAUGUAGUUAUACUAAUUGUAGAGUAUAUGCAUAAUUGUUAUCCUUUUGUUUUAUAUGCAGACAUACAGGUUAUGAUGCCACAUUUUAACUACAAAGAUGUUCCAUUAUUCAAGUGAAACAAACAUUAUAAAAAAUUAAGCAAAGGAUUAAAAUGACA